AUGACUUCUACUGCGACUGCUGCUACACUCAAUGGGUCUGCGGAUGCGGUGCCUACCACAUUAAACUAUUAUUUGGAUCUAGAGCUUGGUGGACAUGUCAACAUCACACCCGGUACUGCCGGGUUUUAUCGCCGCAAGUAUGCUACCCAUCCAGUCACGAUACAUGAUAUCAAGGGCAGCGAGGCGCAAUUCAACCUCAACCGGCAGGGCUUCCAGAUCCACCCUCAUGAAAGCGCGGAAAAGGAGUUCAAGGAGGACGACCAGAUCAAGGCUGUCUAUUACCCGGAGACAGAAGCAUGGUUGAAACAGAUCACUGGCGCCACAAGGGUCAAAGUGUGCACGCAUCUCGUCCGACGCGAUACCCGUGAGGCCCUCGACGCAACAGUUGGCAGCUCCGAGCUCGCGGACAAUGCCGCAAUUUCCAAAGUGGUCCCCGCCCGGUUUGUGCAUGUAGACCAUUCACGUAAGGGGGCCAUUGGCUUCCUGCACGAGAACUUUCCGCCGGACGAAGCUGCGCGUUUGUUGAAAACACGGUGGUCGAUUAUAAACGUCUGGCGGCCGAUCAAGACUGUUCGCAGGGACCCCCUGGCUGUAUGCGACUCCCGGUCUGUCCGCGAUGAUGAGCUCAUCCCCAUGACCGUCCGUCUGCCGCCCAAGGGCAGUGCCACCUACGAGAAUGUCUCCAAGGAGCCUUUUGAAACGCUGUCUACAAGAAUGAACCCGGACCAUCGGUGGUACUUCAAGAGCGAAUUAAGGCCAGACGAGCCCCUCGUGAUCAAGAUCUAUGACUCGAAGAGCGAGAGAGACCCCGAUUUGGCGGGGCGAGUGCUGCAUACAUCAUUCACGGUUCCCGGCACAGAGAACGAGCCGGCGCGUGAGAGUAUUGAGGUGAGGUGCUUCGUGUUUUACGACGAGCCCGAGUGA
Messenger RNA from Aspergillus puulaauensis, 924 nucleotides. RefSeq lists its product as uncharacterized. Gene Ontology annotation, molecular function: oxidoreductase activity. Bases 1 to 924 code for a protein of 307 amino acids. NCBI's taxonomy places the organism in Eukaryota, Fungi, Ascomycota, Eurotiomycetes, Eurotiales, Aspergillaceae. The transcript is spliced from 2 exons. The record is from RefSeq and is a predicted model, not a curated record.